Messenger RNA from Nilaparvata lugens (brown planthopper), 2295 nucleotides. Its product is annotated as ubiquitin-conjugating enzyme E2 Q2. The record is from RefSeq and is a predicted model, not a curated record. Bases 138 to 1268 code for a protein of 376 amino acids. Lineage: Eukaryota; Metazoa; Arthropoda; Insecta; Hemiptera; Delphacidae. The transcript has 8 exons.
CUCACUCAUCUCUUCUCACUUCUCAGUUUCAUUCGACGCCAUUUUCAUUUUAAGCGUAGUCAAACAUUCAAGUAAAUACUCUGUUUCAACAUAAUUGCAAAUUGUACUUUGUGUCUGUAAAUGCGCGACUUACUCAAAUGGCUUGUUUAAAUACACUUAAACAAGAAAUAAAAACAUUGGAAGCAGUUUUUCCCAAAAAUCACGAGCGUUUUCAAAUCGUAUCUGCCAGUGUAGAUGAGCUAAACUGCAGGUUUGUUGGAAGAAAUGGCAAAAAAUACGAAAUACACGCCAAUAUCACGGAGACAUAUCCGUCGACUCCACCUGUGUGGUUUGCUGACUCCGAGGAGACAAGUGUUACAAAUGCCGUACAAAUUCUGAGCAACACAACAGGCCGGGACAAUCACGUAAUGAGCCAGGUGUGCAUAGUGGUGCGUGAACUGUGCCGUCUGCACGGCGUCACAGAGCCGAGUGCCGACCUUGACCGCCUUUCGUUGGGGUGUCUGUGGCCGUCGGGCGGACCCCCCACCCCGCCCUCGGACGACCUGCCCGGCAGUCAGCACGAUGAAGAUGACGAUGAUGAUGAUGACGAUGAUGACCUGCAUCUCGAAAUGGACGAGCCCGACAUCACCAACAAGAACAAGUGCGAGGACAUGGACACUGAGCAUCAGGCGACACUGAAGCGACUCCGUCAGAAUCAGCGUCAGGACUACCUGAAGGGAUCCGUGUCCGGGUCAGUGCAGGCCACCGACAGACUCAUGAAAGAGUUGCGCGACAUCUAUCGCUCCGACACAUUCAAAAAAGGCAUCUACAGCAUAGAGCUGGUGAGCGAUUCGCUGUACGAGUGGAACGUCCGACUCAAGUCGGUCGACCCCGACUCGCAGCUGCACAACGACCUCGUCCUGUUGAAGGAGAAGGAGGGCAAAGACAGCAUUCUGCUCAACAUGCUCUUCAAGGAGUCCUAUCCGUUUGAGCCGCCCUUUGUGCGGGUCGUACAUCCUAUCAUAUCUGGCGGCUAUGUGCUAAUUGGUGGCGCGAUCUGUAUGGAGCUGCUGACGAAGCAAGGCUGGAGCUCAGCGUACACGGUGGAAGCACUCAUAAUGCAGAUUGCUGCCACACUGGUCAAGGGAAAGGCGCGAAUUCAGUUUGGCACGCCAAAAUUACUCAAUCAGGGUCAAUACAGUCUUGCAAAGGCGCAACAGUCCUUCAAGUCCCUAGUUCAGAUACACGAAAAAAAUGGCUGGUUCACUCCCCCGAAGGAAGACGGCUAAGAAGCUGAAUAAGAAGACGUCUAGUGUGUGUAUUUGUUUGUGGGGAGGGGGGUGUAAUGGAAGUGGAAGCUGUCGUUGAAAAGUUUUGAAGAGGGGGGGGGGGUAAGUGAGCAUUGAUGCAACGUUAGGAGUUUUGUAUCAUUUGCUUGAUACGAUAGUAGUUUUGUUUCAUGAAAAUGAUACGGAAGUAGAGUUUUGUAUCAUGUGGAUGAUACGGAACUAGACUUUUGUAUCAUGUAGAUGGUACGGAACUAGAGUUUUGUAUCAUGUAGAUAAUACGAAAGUAGAGUUUUAUAAAUUUAUUAAACGAAUGUGGUUUUGUAUCAUUCAAAUAACACGGGAGUAGAGUUUCUUCACAUCAUUAAUUUAAUAAAUUUACAAAACUCUUCUUUCGUAUCACUUAAAUGAUACAAAUCUCUACUUCCGUAUCAUUUUCAUGAUACAAAACUACUUCCGUAUCAUCUACAUGAUACAAAACACUAGUUACGUAUCAUUUUCAUGAUACAAAACUCUAGUUCCGUAUCAUUUAGAUGAUACAGAACUACUUCCGUAUCAUUUUCAUGAUACAAAACUACUUCCGUAUCAUUUAAAUGAUACCAAACUACGUUCGUAUCAUGUAAUUGACACAAAAUUUGGAGUGAAAACCUUCAUCUUCGUCCUACUAGAGUGAACAGUGACUGAAAUCGAACCCAACUUGACUAGGAAUGUAAAGUGUUGACAGCUUUUGAGGACGGGUGGUGUAAGUCGAUAUAAAGUGAGGGACAUUGUGAAUAAUUAUUAUUAAAUUAAUGACUUAUUAUCACUAGUGAAAAGUGAGUGAGUGUGCGCGUGCGUGCUAACUACUGUUGUACCACUUCCCAUCUUGUUCAGCCCGUCUCAUCACGUUAAAAGUGGCGAUACUGAAUCAUUCUUGGUGAUACUGUAUCAUUUUGUGUUGAUACUGAUUCAUGUGUGGUGAUACUGUAUCAUUUUGUGGUGAUACUGUAUCAUGCGUGGUGAUACUGUAUCAUGCGUGGUGAUACUGUAU